Colletotrichum chrysophilum is the source of this 243-nucleotide messenger RNA. RefSeq lists its product as uncharacterized. NCBI's taxonomy places the organism in Eukaryota, Fungi, Ascomycota, Sordariomycetes, Glomerellales, Glomerellaceae. Bases 1 to 243 code for a protein of 80 amino acids. The transcript has 3 exons. The record is from RefSeq and is a predicted model, not a curated record.
AUGAAGGUUACCGCCGUACUCGCCCUCGCCUUGGCGCACGCCGCCCCGGCUUUCGCUGGCUACCUCUGCGUCACCAACAGCGGCAACCCGAACCCCAGCACCAACAUCUGCACCGCAGUCGGCGGAACCCCGGAGAAGAGCUACCCUGCGGCGUGCUGCGUUGAUGACAGCAAGUUCGGCGCCUACCAGCAGGGCUGCAAGGACAACGGCGGCAUCCGCGCGCAGUACACCUACAUCUGCUAA